Molecule: messenger RNA, 1418 nt
Organism: Saccostrea echinata
Lineage: Eukaryota; Metazoa; Mollusca; Bivalvia; Ostreida; Ostreidae
Product: probable imidazolonepropionase
Exons: 7
Coding region: 1-1317 (438 amino acids)
Cellular component (GO): cytoplasm
Molecular function (GO): imidazolonepropionase activity
Source: RefSeq, a predicted model, not a curated record
AUGGGGGUUUAUAAACUGCUAGUAAAAGGUGCAAGGCAAAUUGUCACCAUACGUAAUGACAGCAAUAUUAGUGUGCUUCGAGGGAAGGAGAUGGGGCAUGUGGAUGUUAUAGAGGCAAAUGACGGAGAUGGAGCUUGUAUUCUUGUGAACAGUGAUGGAAGAGUAGAAUUUAUUGGUUUAGACUCAGAACGAGUAUCAAGAUAUCCAACCAGUGAUGAAGAAGUGGAUCACGUGAUUGAGGCUGACGGGAAAUGUAUCCUCCCUGGUCUUGUAGAUGCUCACACACAUCCGGUGUGGGUUGGAGACCGAGUCCAUGAGUUUGCUAUGAAGCUAGCUGGUGCGUCGUACAUGGAGGUCCAUGAAGCAGGUGGAGGCAUUCAUUUCACCGUGGAAAAGACAAGAAAUGCAUCCCAAGAUGAAUUGUAUGUCAGCUUUAGCAAACGCCUUUAUGAUAUGUUAUCUACCGGAACCACGUGCGUUGAGUGUAAGAGUGGAUACGGACUCGAUACAGAAAGUGAAAUAAAAAUGCUGGAAGUGAUUGAAACUGCCAAACGAGAACAUCCACUGACGAUAUCAUCUACUUUCUGUGGCGCUCAUGCUAUUCCAAAAGGGUCCACUGCGGAAAAAGCAACAGAUGACGUCAUAAAUAAACAACUUCCUGCCAUAACCAAUCUCAUGAAAGAUGGGAAACUUCAUGUCGAUAAUAUAGACGUCUUUUGUGAGAAGGGAGUGUUCGAUUUAGAACAGUCGCGAGCUAUAUUGAAGGCAGGAAAAGAGGCGGGUUUGAACAUCAAUUUUCAUGGUGAUGAGUUACAUCCACUAGGUGGUGCUGAGAUGGGGGCAGAACUAGGUGCCCUCGCAAUCAGUCAUUUGGAGGAGAUAUCGGACAAGGGGAUCGCCACCAUGGCCAAAUCUGGGUCAGUGGGCGUGGUCCUCCCCACGACAGCCUAUAUCCUGAGACUGAAACCUCCACCUGUCAUGAAAAUGAUCGAAGCCGGAAUGGCGGUAGCGCUAGGUUCAGAUUUCAACCCAAAUGCUUUCUGUAUGGCAAUGCCGACAGUAAUGCAUCUUGCUUGCGUGCUAUUGCGGAUGACGAUGUCAGAAGCUUUAAUUGCCGCCACCCUUAAUGCAGCAUCCGCUGUUGGCUUAUCUAAAGAUUAUGGAUCACUGUCACCAGGAAAAUACGCUGAUAUGGUCAUUAUUGAUGCGCAAAGGUGGGAGCAUUUGAUCUACCAGUUUGGAAAUCACGAUAAAAUCAUAGAAUACGUCAUCAAGGAGGGAGACAUCCUUCACACAAAAUAUGAAUGUUGUGGAUAGAGAUGUAUAGGAUUCACCAAUCAUAUCCACUGUCUCUUUCUACUGACAAGUUUGCAAUUAAUCAUACUCCAAUGCACGUAAUAAACGCAUUAAAAAAAUUA